AUGAAUCAAAAAAAAAAAAGGGAUGAUUUUUCGUACCGUUUUACGGGUGUUUUACUGUCCUCCUCGCUUGUUCUAGCGUCGAAUCAAUACGAUGCAGCGGACGACGAGGGAUUACCCAGCAAAGUAAAGUUGGGAUCCCAAGAUGCAGGAGUAAACGAUAAAUCAGAUAUUGAAAUCUAUGUUGACAGACCCACGAGUUACAAAAAUGACUUGGUGCUCAUCAAGUUGAGAAAGAGACUUAACAGAACACAACUGUCGGAAAAUGUCAGCAUAGCAAAUCUCUGUCAUCCAUACGAUCUGCUGGGGCACCCGCAAUUCUUUGCUGCCGGCUACUCAUACAAUACGCAAAAAAACGAAGGCUGCAAAAAAUACACGAUGGAAUUGGAAAACCUUAAUCUCAACGAAUGCAAAAAUGUGAAGGUCACGCGUCAAAUCGAAGAUUUGGCAACGGAUCAGUCACAUCUCUGUCUUCGCCCGAUACCAACAUUCGAGAUGAAGAAUGAGUGCUCAAAGUGCUUGACCGCGACAUCCAGUGUUCUUCAUGUGCAGCGUAGAGAUGGGAGUCAGUGUGUGGCGGGCAUUGCCACGCCCACAAACGAUGAAUGUAUUGAGAACGAGAGUCCUUUGUACUUUACCAAUAUCCUGACAAAGUCAGUUAGCGAUUUCUUUAAUGGCGAAUAGAGUCAUUUCAUAAGACGAAUGGAUGAUUUUUGUAAGGCGAUUUAUUAAAAGAAAGCUUAAUAAGCCCACAUAAAUAACAUACGUAUAAAUAUAGUUUUUAAGUUGAGUCACAAUAUCUGAAUAGUUUAUACGAAUGACAAAUUGAGUUGAAAACUAAUUUAUUUAUAUAUAUAAAAAAACAAGUAAGAAAGUUACAGUCGAGAGUGCUCGACUGUGAGAUACCCGCUACCCAUUUUGAAUAAAAGCAAAAAAUGUGGGCAAAUCCCAGAAUCAGUCCACCAGCGACCAA
This is a messenger RNA of Drosophila nasuta, 970 nucleotides long. RefSeq lists its product as uncharacterized. The transcript has 4 exons. NCBI's taxonomy places the organism in Eukaryota, Metazoa, Arthropoda, Insecta, Diptera, Drosophilidae. Bases 1 to 681 code for a protein of 226 amino acids. The record is from RefSeq and is a predicted model, not a curated record.